Messenger RNA from Vespula vulgaris, 1141 nucleotides. RefSeq names its product beta-1,4-galactosyltransferase 7 (gene beta4GalT7). Bases 44 to 1093 code for a protein of 349 amino acids. Gene Ontology annotation, biological process: carbohydrate metabolic process; proteoglycan biosynthetic process. Gene Ontology annotation, molecular function: xylosylprotein 4-beta-galactosyltransferase activity. The transcript is spliced from 5 exons. NCBI's taxonomy places the organism in Eukaryota, Metazoa, Arthropoda, Insecta, Hymenoptera, Vespidae. The record is from RefSeq and is a predicted model, not a curated record.
GAUACUUUGGUUAUAAAUGAAGUUAAAAUAUAUCUGACUUAUUAUGGAAGCUGUAUGGAGGAGCUUCAAGUUCAGAUAUAUUCUUAUUUGUAUCUUUGUUACCUUCAUCAUGUCCUGUUUAAUAAGUAUUGUUCCCAUUAAUAUUGAUGAAUGUAAAUGUGAAAAUGAUAUUUUGAUGAAGCAAUACAAUGCUCAUAAACAAAAUACCAAAUUGCAUAAAAAGUCUGAAAGAUCCAAGUACAAGUUAGCUAUUCUUGUACCAUUUAGAGAUCGUUUUGAUGAAUUAUUAACAUUUGCAAUACACAUGCAAGAGUUUUUAGAUAAGCAGAAUAUAAACUAUCAUAUAUUUAUAUUAAAUCAGUUCGACAGAUACAGAUUUAAUCGAGCUUCCCUCAUUAAUGUUGGUUUUCUUGAAACUAGUAAAGAUUUCCAUUAUAUAGCCAUGCAUGAUGUUGAUUUACUGCCAUUAAAUGACGAAUUAUUAUAUAUAUAUCCUAGUAAAGGUCCUUAUCAUAUAUCAUCUCCAGAUUUGCAUCCUAGGUAUCAUUAUUCCACAUUUGUUGGUGGUAUAUUACUUAUUAAAAGAGAGCAUUACAUGCAAGUUAAUGGUAUGUCAAAUAAGUAUUGGGGUUGGGGUCUUGAGGAUGAUGAAUUUUAUGUCAGAUUAAAGGAAGCUGGCUUAAGUAUUACUCGGCCUCAAAAUAUAUCUACAGGAACGCAUAAUACAUUUAAACAUAUUCAUGAUAGAAAUCAUAGAAAGCGUGAUAUGAUGAAGUGUUACAAUCAGCGGGAAGUUACUAGAAAACGAGAUAGAGAAACUGGUUUAAGUAAUAUCUCAUAUAAAAUAAUAAAUAGAAUUAAAAUGACAAUUGCGAACACAUCAUUGACUGUACUCAAUAUCUCCUUGAUGUGUGACAAGUCUAAUACACCUUGGUGUGAAUGUGAUAAAACUAGUGUUUCGAAAGAUACAAAACCAAAAGAGAAAAAAAAGAUAAUUAAUAAUAAUAUUAACAACGAUAAUAAUAAUAAUAAUAAUAAUAAUAAUAAUAAUAAUAAUAAUAAAAACAAAGGUAAAUCAGAUACAGCAUUGUAACUAUAUUAUUAUUGUACUAAAAAGAAAUUACAAAACCCAUUACAAUUA